Solenopsis invicta (red fire ant) is the source of this 1382-nucleotide messenger RNA. RefSeq lists its product as uncharacterized. The coding region runs from base 129 to 1136 and encodes 335 amino acids. Lineage: Eukaryota; Metazoa; Arthropoda; Insecta; Hymenoptera; Formicidae. The transcript is spliced from 5 exons. The record is from RefSeq and is a predicted model, not a curated record.
AGACUUUGACAUCGCAAACGCUGUCGGUAAUGGUCAUUAACCCCGUAGCCCCGAGUAAGCGGGCUUAAAGGUAUAAAGGGUUGCGUCGCUCAUCCCGCUCGAUUACUCCGCUGAGAGAACUCGGCGCUAUGGAAGUGACACACUUGCUCGUCGUGUAUCUUCUGGUCGGUUCGAGCACGCUGUUAGUGCACGCCGAAAAGAACGCCGAAGUCAAGGGAGCCACCGAAGCACCGAUCAGCGAGGAUCAGCAGAAGGUGUACGAUGAAUGCCGGAAUCCGGACUACAAGAAAUACGUGAAGUGUUUAAUGAGACCGAAAAGGCAUCACGGUCAUCACACGAAUCACGGGGACGAGCCGUCGGCGGAAACUGAUGCCAUCAAUUGUCUCGAAACGUGUCUAAAAAAGUGCGACCAUCACUUGGAUCAUGAAUGCGAGAAAAAAUGUAGCCAUUGCACGAAGAGAACUAGGCACAGGCAUCAAAUCAUUACGGAAUACGAGACGGAAUGCGUAUCGGGAAACUGCAAUGUAGCCAAUGACGGUCUAAGAACUACUAAUAUAACGACGAAUAUCGGCAUUAACAAUGUCAUUAAUCCUUUCGUGAACGCUAAUUGUACUAUUCCAGGAAUUUGUCAAAAUAUUACUGGUCCAACUAUCGAAAGCUGCUGUCCGCCUGGUGGUCCCUGUCGCCCUGGUAGUGGCCCCUGCUACCAACCAGGGCAACCAGGACAACCAGGGCAACCAGGGCAACCAGGGCAACCAGGACAACUAGGGCAACCAGGGCAACCAGGGUAUCCAUGGUAUCCAUGGUAUCCAGGGUAUCCAGGGUAUCCAGGGUAUCCAGGGGUAGUGCCCCCUGGAUCUAUAUCAUCGCUCCCUAUAGUACCUCAAAUUUCGUUAGUGCCGCAAAUUACAUACGGAGUAGGAUUCGGAGCUGCGGGUGGGUGCGCGUACAAUCAGUGGCUUUGCAUUCAACAAACCGGGGUCCAGGUGCCACAGUUUGCAACUGUACAACCUGACUGCUCUGGAUGCGGCAAUCCUAUCUUGCGUUACAAAUGUGAUAUAAAUUGUUACGCAACUUACACAGCAGCAACUAAAACACCUUGUAAGACCCCGGAAUGCGUUGGUGGUACCACCUAAAAAUAUCUUGGAACUAUCGAAGGAAUGAGAAAUGUUUUAUUGAUCAUCCAUAUUGUUUAUAUUUAUACAAAAUAUAGCUUAUUAUAAAUGGUGGACUUCAUAAGAAAUUGUAGCCUUGAAAUAGCCCUAGAUCUACCAGAUUCCCUCGUAUUCUGUUUGCUGAAAUAAUCACCUAUAGUCAGAUUCUCAACGUUAACUUAUGAAGAUUAUGAACUUAUGAAUAAUAAAGAUAUUACUUUUCUCGUA